AUGCUCAGUAGUCCACAGCAGAAACCUCCUUUAAAGGAAAAGUUUGUAGUGCUUACCGAAUACCUAUUCCAAUCCAAUGAGCCAUACAACACCAACGAUCAAGCUGCCUUUUGGGAUGAAUUCUUGAUGCUCCCCGUCAACACGACCGCUCUUUCAGAAUUGAUUCAGUCAAAGCCCGAGGAAUCGCUGUUGGCCGUCAGCAACAAUAUCACGAGACUCUUUGAAACGUGUUUGACCCGUUUGGUUAUCCAGGCACCAAAUGACAGCAGCAGCAAAAGUGACCAGAUACGGCAACAGCAUGCUAUGCAAAUCCUAGCUUGCCUUAUGCGACAACUCUUCCUCAAGAAACGGCUAAGCCAUUUCAACAUCAUCCAGCUUCUUGCAGGUCUCGACAAGGCCGAUACUGUGUUUGGAGAACUCGUCAAGAAUAUCCACGACCUGCUUGGCAAUCCAUCCACUCGAUCCAAUGCGUUAUUGCUGGCUAUCAAUUUUUCAGCAGGCAACGACAAUGUCAACCAGAACAAUCUCAACACAUAUUUCAUGCAACACGACAUAUCGGAUGCAUUGAUCAAGAUACUUGACGAUGAUCAAAGUACCAUGGAACAAGUACAUGAUACAGUCAUGCUUUGGGGGAUGUUGGCCAACUACAACAAGCGUGAGAUCAAGAAUCCAUAUCUAACACGGCUCACACGUUGCAAAAACGGGCGCGUUCUUGAGAGCUUCGUCCUUUUGUUCACGAAUGUGUUAUUACGGAUGACCGAUCGCUACAUUCAACUCAAGAACGAUAAUGAGACGCUGACACAAUCCAUGGUGAAUUAUAUGGCAAGUUGGUUUUCUGGGCCGGGAUCAAAAUCAACGACUGUGGAUUUGGAUGAUAUCGAAGCAGCAGCCGAUUUACCUCCUUAUGAGUCAUCGCUAUUCUUGGUUCUAUAUGAUCUGAUCACUGCCAACCCUCAUUUUGUCGCCAUCAUGCUACAUCAAUCAGCUCGGGAGGAUAAGACGGGUCCUACGUUUCUCGGGUCAUUCAUAUCAUAUGCCUCAUACCUUUUCCAGCACAAUCGAAAUCCUCGGGCUUUCCUAUAUACGAGAUUGAUGUUGACUAUCUUUUUAUCCAUUGUGGAGAACCAAUCCAUCAUGAAUUACAUGGCCAAAGAACAGAAUGCUGAGUUUGUCAGGAUAUGUCGGCAGCGCCCAACGCCACUACCACUCGUGAAAAAGGAGCGAUCAUUAUUCUGUUCCAUAAUGGAUGUCAUGUUGAUCUUUCUAAAGUACAACAUUCGCAAGAGGCUUGAUAUCAUCACCUACAAGCUUGCAUUUGCAUGUAUCCAUCGUAUUUUGGUAUAUCUCAACAAUCGCAACAUCCAGCUACAAUACCAUUGGGUCGAAGUAUGGCCGAUCGUUACAUCCACAAUACAUUUCAUUGCAACGCAUCUCCAAGAUCUCGAGCUUCGGGACGGCUUUGACAGCUUAGUCACCUCGAUCAUGGAUGUGAUUAACCUAUGCACAGCACAUGGCGAAUCAUUCCUAUCAGAUACCACCAGCUACGACAUGCUGUUUUACGAAAUCAUUCGUGCCAGCAACGAUUUCAAUACGCUUGCAUCCUAUGUGAGUCAAACCACUUUCCACAAGGCACCGGGUGAUCGAUCCUCACCACUCUCACAAUCGGAUUUUGCCAACGUCAAAUUGAUAUGCAAUCACUUCAAGCCUGUGCUGGAUGAAUGGCAAGAAACACAAAAGGCACAUUUCUUGACACCUGAAAAAGUAUUAGGCAUCAUCAAUGAGCAUUAUGAUACGUUGGAUUUGGGACCAGUGGGUAAAGCGGACCAGUAUACGCCAUAUCAUGAGAUACCUGCCGAGAUGGCAUUUUUCCGUCACGUCUUACGCACAGCAACCACCGAUUACAUCGCUCAUAUUACGCAAUGUUCUCCUCCCAUUCGCCCUAUGUCACCACCCAACCCAAGCACCUCACCAUAA
Molecule: messenger RNA, 1974 nt
Organism: Lichtheimia ornata
Lineage: Eukaryota; Fungi; Mucoromycota; Mucoromycetes; Mucorales; Lichtheimiaceae
Exons: 13
Coding region: 1-1974 (657 amino acids)
Biological process (GO): regulation of Golgi organization
Cellular component (GO): cytosol
Source: RefSeq, a predicted model, not a curated record